AUGGCUGCCCUGCCAAGCUCAAGCCCCGUCCUUUCCGAUUCAGGCGAACGCUCCUCCUGUUUGCGGAACAGCUCGCCCGUACAGUUCGAUAUUCAUCUUGACAACGUCAACGUCACAGCCGAAUCAUCCUCAUGUCCCGCGACGUCCGCUGACCCUCCUGCUACUCCAAUGCACCCGGUUAUAACAUCAGUAACGGAGUAUGCCGUCCAAAAUCAACAUCUUUCCGUUCCUCUGUUUCUCGGUCUGCUCGGCACCAUAGCGACUGCUUAUAGUCCCGUCCAACAUUCACUCUUCGUUACAGCCGUUUCAUGGGGAUUGAUAUGGCUCGCCACAAUUUUUCGCGUUGGGAUAUGGUCUAGUACCGGUAGUAGGAAUAGAAAAAUAACAAGCUGGCUCGCUGGCGCCUUCUUGGCUCUGUCACAAGUAUGCGACAGAGCACCAUGUGACAAGGAGGGGAUUUGGUCCAUGAAGGGACUUCUUCCGCUUCUCGUAGUACUUCUCUCGCGGAGUGAUAUGGUCUUAAAGCACGCCGGUCUUCCCUCCUAUACCUCAAUUGACGACUUACAAUCCGAUGGAACGACAAGUCUGGAGAAAAGACAAGGGGGUUCUUUCCGUACCUUAACUGUCGUCACCAUAUCUGCCUUCGCUGCCCUCGCUUCGCGCUACACACUUGGCACAACAACGGCAUUGAGCCUUAGUAGUGUAAUCUUCACUGCGACCGGUUUGGUUCUUUUCGAAAACGCUCUGAAGGGCCCCCAAGAAGAAAGCGAUGACGGCCGAAGGGGUCUCAUGUCAGCAAACGGCACAUACCUGCGUCAUCGAUCGUUGCAAGGCGUGCAAAGAGAACAGCAUUUUGCUUGUUUGAGGGAUAUCUCGGUUGUAAUAAUGGUUGCUUGUAGCGCAGGCACCUACCUCUUUGAACCAUCGAUCAAUUCCCGCGCCAUCUCAUGGGAGCCAGUAUACCGGCACUUCUGGGGUGACUGGAAGUCAAUACACUACCAGAGAACUGUAGAGCAGUGUCUACUCAUGAUUCUUGUUAAUGUUCUUGUCAAUAUUUUGCUGUACAUGUUGCUGUUUCAACAAGGUGCCGUUCACACAUCGUUUCUAUACCUGUUCUCGUAUCUAUGUGCAAGCCUCAUUGUAUUCGUUCCGACCUUUUCAGGAAUCUGGUUCACAGUCGUCUUUGCCGUCGCCUCCUUAUUAUAUCUUUCUAUCCCAUCUUCGUCUACUGCGAUUAACGAAAUUCGGACUACUUUGCGAUCGAAACGCGUCCUCCUGAUAGUCACAGCGAUUUCAUUCGGUCUCUUUUUGUUCCGUGUCGUUUCUGGGUCUCACUCGGGAUCAUCGAGCUCAGAACGGGUACCCAACUUGACCGCAUCCUCGCCAGAGACUCCAUUCGCCCCUAUCCCAGUCGACACGAAGAAAGGCCAUCCGGCUUAUCAGUUGAUCGAUACGGCCGAGAAAGAAUUCGAGGAAGUAUUAAACAAGCAAUCGAAAACGUUAGAGGAAACUGUUCAAGAAUAUCGUCGCCGGAAUGGCGUAGCACCACCUCCACAUUUCGACAAGUGGUAUGAAUUCGCAAGGAGGAACAAUGUCCUGCUUAUCGAUGAAUUUGAUACCAUCAAUGAGUCCUUACUACCUUUUUGGGCACUUCAACCGUCCACCAUUCGAUCUCGUGUGCGCCUCGCACUGGCGGGAUACGAAGAAAAUGCCCUGGUGGCGAUGAUGAUUCGAGACGGCAACGUUGUGAAGGUUGAAAAUGGGCCAGAGUGGCAACAACAAGCUACUAUUGGCAUGAUGAAGAACUUUAUACAGUUUCUACCCGAUAUGGAUCUUGCGUUCAACAUCCAUGACGAGCCUAGGGUUGUGGUCCCCGACGGUGAACUUGCCCUACUUGUUGCCCAAGCACGGGAUAAAGCUGUUACGGCAGCGAUUACCAGCCAAACUGUGCGCAAUUCUUUCUCGGCACGCCCGUCUGAUCUAGGUGAUGGCAAGCGAUUCAGUGAUGCAUCUAUAAGCCGCUUCAAUAGGUUCGCGCAUCAAAAGACCUGGACUCACGCCCGUCUGUCCUGUCCUAUCACCAGCCAGGCACGGGUCUUGGAGGACGACGCAACGGAUAACCUGACAUCUUACGCUGUCGCGCCUCUCAACUACGUUUACAACCAGACUGCGUUCUCCGACAUUUGCAACUCUCCGUCAAUAGCAUCUCGUUUCGGAUUUUUCGAGCGACCCAACGCUUUCAAUAUCAUCCACGAGCUGACGCCAGUAUUCUCGCAAUCAAAGAUCUCAAGUUUUCAAGACAUCCUGUACCCAAGCCCAUGGUAUUGGUUCGGGAAGGUAGGGUAUGAUUCUUGGCAUGACACUACUUGGGAGAACAAAACGAACAGCCUCUACUGGAGAGGUUCCACGACAGGCGGCUUUAGCCGGAACGGUGGUUGGAGACGGCAGCACAGGCAACACAUCGUCAAACGCUUGAACAGGCCCGACACAGCUAAGAUCCUCGUCAGUAAAGGGGACGAUGGAGUCUCUGAUUAUGAACUCCAAGAGGUAGAGCGCAAUGAGCUGGAUCGCUAUAUCGACGUAAAAUUCAGCCACGUCGGGCAGUGCGAUCCAGCCGAUUGCAAAGCACAGGAAGAGUUUUUCAAAGUCGUUGAACACGUCGACGGCCAGGACGCGUGGUAUUAUAAGCACUUGCUUGACAUGGAUGGCAAUGCUUUCUCUGGCAGAUUUUACGCAUUUCUGAAGAGCCGAAGUUUGACAUACAAAAUGGCCGUGUUCAGGGAAUGGCAUCAGGAGUGGCUCAAACCUUGGGUACACUAUGUUCCCCUCUCUUUGAUCGGAGACGAGCAUCUCGACCUCGUGCGAUGGUUUGGAGGCGGUCGCCAAGAUGCCAAUGGGAAAGAGAUCCUCCCCAAGGCACACGAAGAGAAUAAGGGUGGUAAUGGUGACUCCAUUGGUGAGAGAAAAGCCCGGGAGAUUGCCGAACGUAGCACAGACUGGUCAGGCAAGGUGUUAAGAAACGUCGACUUUGAAGUGUGGUUCUUUCGCUUACUUUUAGAAUACGGAAGGAUAAUCGAUGAUAACAGAGAGUCUAUUGGAUACUCUGGACCGUAAAACAAAUGUACAUUGACUGAAUAUAAGAGAACUGUAGCAUAGAACUUGUCAAGGAGUAUCGCCAUCGUAUAUAGGUUUUGGUAUGUGCUUGUUGCGGCAUGUGCAAUGUGGCGUUGGGCUUUAGGCGGUUGUUUCGAUCAGAGGACGCGUAAGAUACCAAUUUGUCUUUGCAUGUAUGACUACAAAUGAAUGGUUGAAGGAG
Aaosphaeria arxii CBS 175.79 is the source of this 3316-nucleotide messenger RNA. RefSeq names its product glycosyltransferase family 90 protein. NCBI's taxonomy places the organism in Eukaryota, Fungi, Ascomycota, Dothideomycetes, Pleosporales. The transcript has 4 exons. The coding region runs from base 1 to 3114 and encodes 1037 amino acids. The record is from RefSeq and is a predicted model, not a curated record.